Neltuma alba is the source of this 1358-nucleotide messenger RNA. RefSeq names its product cysteine synthase. NCBI's taxonomy places the organism in Eukaryota, Viridiplantae, Streptophyta, Magnoliopsida, Fabales, Fabaceae. Gene Ontology annotation, molecular function: cysteine synthase activity. The record is from RefSeq and is a predicted model, not a curated record. Bases 99 to 1070 code for a protein of 323 amino acids. The transcript is spliced from 11 exons.
CGUCCUUUCUUCCGCUGCCCCUGUCCGUGAUUUUCCUUCGCGUGGUUCAUUUUGAGGACCAGACUCUUCACUCCAUUGAAGGCCUUUCUGGGUAGGAAAUGGAGCCAAAGUGCGCAAUCAAGAAAGAUGCUACUGAAUUAAUAGGUAACACCCCAAUGGUUUAUCUGAAUAAUAUCGUUCAAGGGUGUGGGGCUCGUAUUGCUGCUAAACUAGAGUCCAUGCAGCCCUGCUCCAGUGUCAAAGAUAGGAUAGCUUUAAGCAUGAUCAAAGAUGCUGAGGAUAAAGGCCUAAUUAUACCUGGAAAGACUGUUCUUGUGGAGCCAACAAGUGGCAACACUGGCAUAGGAUUGGCAUUCAUAGCAGCAUUGAGAGGCUACAAAGUUUUUGUGGUCAUGCCAGCUUAUGUAAGUCUUGAGAGAAAAAUUAUUCUUCGAGCAUUUGGAGCUGAGGUAUAUUUGACAGACCCAGCCAAAGGAGUUGAUGGGGUUUUUGGGAAAGCAAAUGAGCUAUUAAGCAAGACACCCAAUAGUUUUAUGCUUCAACAAUUUGAUAAUCCUUCCAAUCCACAGAUCCAUUAUGAGACCACAGGCCCUGAGAUUUGGAGAGAUUCAGGAGAAAGAGUUGAUGCCUUGGUUGCAGGGAUAGGAACUGGGGGGACAAUUACUGGUGCCGGGAAGUUCCUCAAGGAAAGAAACCCAGAUAUCAAGGUGUAUGGUGUAGAACCAGCUGAAAGUGCGGUCCUGAGUGGAGGAAAGCCAGGCAAGCAUUUAAUUCAAGGAAUCGGUGCUGGUAUUAUCCCAAAUGUAUUGGACGUUAAUCUGCUCGAUGAAGUUAUUCAGAUAUCAAGUCAGGAAGCCAUAGAAACUGCUAAGCUGCUUGCUUCAAAAGAAGGCUUAUUGACGGGAAUUUCGUCUGGAGCUGCUGCCGCUGCUGCAAUAAAGUUAGGAAAGAGACCAGAAAAUGCGGAAAAACUCAUUGUUGUGGUAUUUCCCAGUUUUGGCGAGCGUUACCUCUCAACACCAUUGUUUGAAUCCAUUAGACAUGAGGUUGAACAAAUGACAUUUGAGUAAUCUAAAGUCCCAGAUGCAGUAUUUGGAAUUGUAACAAUCCAAAAGGAAUUUAGAAUUGUGUAAAUAAGUGCACAUUCGGGCUUGUUUAUCAAACUUAUGGCAUGGACGCUACAUUUUCUUAAUACCCAAUUGUUAGGGUAUAGGAACAUUGAUUUUUGGUAUGUCUUCAAUUUGUCUUUCUUUAUAUGUGGCUUUGUAUUCUAAAAAUAAGGGGUUCCGAUGUAUGACUGUGAUUCUGUAUUCUAACAUAACAAUUCUAAUUCUUAUCAAUAUUCUUCACAACAUUUA